This is a messenger RNA of Paramacrobiotus metropolitanus, 594 nucleotides long. RefSeq lists its product as uncharacterized. The transcript has 3 exons. Bases 88 to 594 code for a protein of 168 amino acids. Lineage: Eukaryota; Metazoa; Tardigrada; Eutardigrada; Parachela; Macrobiotidae. The record is from RefSeq and is a predicted model, not a curated record.
UGGACAAAAUUUGUCGGCGUUGAUCCUUGUGCGGCAAUAGCAAAAUAUCGCCCACUAAAAACCGUGUUGGAGGAAGGAAAUAAAAGUAUGACAGUCUCAAAACUGGUACAAAAAGUAAGGAAACGCGCAGGAGACAACCGUUCCCACAGCGGUGGAUAUAGUACUGGAUACGAUGGAAAGAAUCCCCAAAUAAUUCGAUGCGGCAAUGAAGUUUUCCAAAUUAUUGUUGACAUUACUCCCGAACCGGAUUUUGCGCGCAAAAACGGAUUUCACGCCUGUGUAACAAAUAAUCUGGCUACACAAUGUCCAAAAGCAACCCAAAAAAGUGUUUGGAUGCUAUGUACCGGGCCGAAUCCCUUAAGGUCGAAGAUAUUUGCCGCCGGUGUCCAUAUGGUUUCGUGCAUCCCGCCGGGCAUAUCGUGCAGCAUCUCGCUGCCCUCCCCGUCGGCAUCCUCCACCUUGAUGUCCCCCAUCCCGAAGCCGUCCCCCGGGGGCGCGUGCAUCCCGCCCAGCCCCAUGUCCAUCCGGUUGUCCAUCUCCGGCGGACCGCCCCGCUUCCCGGACCCGUUGACGCCAGGAGCUGUGCAGGGUUGA